Leptosomus discolor (cuckoo roller) is the source of this 405-nucleotide messenger RNA. The record is from RefSeq and is a predicted model, not a curated record. NCBI's taxonomy places the organism in Eukaryota, Metazoa, Chordata, Aves, Leptosomiformes, Leptosomidae.
CCAGGCAACUCCAGGCGCUUCGGGAACCUCUCCCAGUCCUGCCGCCACGCCAUCGCCCGCUGGGAAGACAGCACCAUCCACUCCCACCUGCAAAACAUCACCUACCGGGACGGCCGCCUGCGGGUCAACCAGGGGGGCAAGUACUACGUCUACUCCCAGAUCUACUUUCGCUACCCCAGCGACGGGGCCAGCGCCCGGGUCUCUGUCCCCCAGCUCGUGCAGUGCAUCAACUGGAAGACGUCCUACAGCCAGCCCAUCCUCCUGCUCAAAGGGGUCGGCACCAAGUGCUGGGCGCCCGAGGCGGACUACGGGCUCCACGCUCUCUACCAGGGCGGCCUGUUUGAGCUGAAGGCCGGCGACGAGCUCUUCGUCUCCGUCUCCUCCUUGUCCAUCGACUACAACGAC